CACCAGAACCUAAAUCUUAUCAUGCUAUUGGUGACGGAUUAAAACAACACAAUAUGGCAGAAGUUAGUAUAGGGUACUAUGUUGCUGAUAACCAUCGCGUUCCCAUGUGUUUAGUAAAUAAAGUUGGAACCGAACUGGAAAGGAAUGGUCCUAAAGCUGGUAACCGUGGAAAGCGUGAUUCUCAAUUAAUCUUAAUGAAAUGGCUUAGUCAUAUUUGCUUUGAUGAACGUUUGACACCUUUGGAACUCGAAUUAUUCGAAAAAGUUCGUACUCUGACUGGCGUAACACCUAACGCGUAUGAAAUGGUUCUUAUGGUAGAUGCGGAUACGUCCGUUAAACCUGAUAGCAUCAGUCAUAUGGUUGCAGCUAUGGAACGUGAUCCAAAAGUUAUGGGACUUUGUGGAGAAACAAAGAUUGCAAAUAAAUUUACCA
Molecule: messenger RNA, 432 nt
Organism: Racocetra fulgida
Lineage: Eukaryota; Fungi; Glomeromycota; Glomeromycetes; Diversisporales; Gigasporaceae
Source: the annotation of a GenBank genome assembly